GCCUGCGCCAGGAGCUGACCACCGCUCUGGGCUUUCGCCCCGGGCUGGGAGGACGCCACGCCCUCCCUACUGACUGGCGGGAGGAUGCACCAAUCGAAGAAAAGAUGCGGGAGGGGGCGGGGCCGCACUGGGAGCCGGCGCCCGGCGCCCACCGAACUGCAGCCGCUAGUGUGCGGUGCCCGUCCUUGCCGUCCCCGCAUCGCGCAAGGGUCCCCAGCGGGCCGAGCCUCCUUGGCUAUGGUCUAGGUUUUUUAUUUUUAUUUUUUUGCAUGCAUUCAUUUUCUGUCCUGUCUCGUCCCUUCUAAGGCGGCGGCAGCGACGGCGACAGCAGCAUAGGCACGCGCGGGGAGGGGGCGGCCGGAGAAUGCGGUGCUCGGCUGCUGCCCGGCUCAGGUCCGAGCGUCAAGCAGAAUCGCAAGUGAUGGUGUGCACAGAGGACAAGCGGAGCCCUGCACGACUGGUUAGCACAGCAGAGCCGGUAGCUGUGCUUGCUGCUGGGUGGGCGUGAACCCCAGGACCCCAGUGUCACGCUCCAAGAGGAAACAUGUCUAAAAAGGGACGCAGUAAGGGUGAGAAGCCCGAGACGGAGCCGGACUCUGUGCAGACGGCCAACGAAGAGCUACGGGCCAAGCUAACCAACAUCCAGAUAGAGUUCCAGCAGGAGAAGAGCAAGGUGGGCAAGCUGCGGGAGCGCCUGCAGGAGGCCAAACUGGAGCGCGAGCAGGAGCAGCGGCGCCACACAGCCUACAUCUCGGAGCUCAAGGCCAAACUUCACGAGGAAAAAACGAAGGAGCUGCAGGCGCUGCGUGAGGCGCUCAUCCGGCAGCACGAGCAAGAGGCAGCUCGGACAGCCAAGAUCAAGGAAGGCGAGCUGCAGCGGCUGCAGGCCACCCUGAACGUGCUGCGCGAUGGCGCCGCAGACAAAGUCAAGACCGCACUGCUGGCCGAGGCGCGCGAGGAGGCGCGCAGGACCUUUGAUGGCGAGCGCCAGCGGCUGCAACAGGAGAUCCUGGAGCUGAAGGCGGCUCGCAAACAGGCGGAGGAGGCACUUAGCAACUGCAUGCAAGCCGACAAGGCCAAGGCCGCUGACCUGCGCGCUGCCUACCAGGCACACCAGGAUGAGGUGCACCGCAUCAAGCGGGAGUGUGAACGUGACAUCCGCAGACUGAUGGACGAGAUCAAAGGGAAGGAGCGGGUGAUCCUGGCCCUGGAGAAGGAGCUUGGCGUACAGGCCGGGCAGACCCAGAGGCUGCUACUUCAGAAGGAGGCUCUGGAUGAGCAGCUGGUCCAGGUCAAGGAGGCUGAGCGUCACCACAGUAGCCCAAAGCGGGAGCUCCCUCCUGGCAUUGGAGACAUGGCGGAGCUCAUGGGUGGGCAGGAUCAACAUAUGGAUGAGCGAGAUGUGAGGCGAUUUCAACUAAAAAUUGCUGAACUGAAUUCAGUGAUUCGGAAGCUGGAAGACAGAAACACCCUGCUGGCAGAUGAGCGGAAUGAACUGCUGAAGCGCUCUCGGGAGACAGAGGUGCAGCUGAAGCCGCUGGUGGAGAAGAACAAGCGAAUGAACAAGAAGAACGAGGACCUGCUGCACAGCAUCCAGAGGAUGGAGGAGAAACUCAAGAGCCUUACAAGGGAGAACGUGGAGAUGAAAGAAAAGCUGUCUGCCCAGGCCUCACUAAAGCGACACACAUCCCUGAAUGACCUCAGUCUGACCAGGGAUGAGCAGGAGAUUGAGUUCCUGAGGCUGCAGGUGCUGGAGCAGCAGCAUGUCAUCGAUGACCUCUCACUGGAAAGAGAACGCCUGCUGCGCUCCAAGAGGCAUCGAGGGAAGAGCCUGAAGCCCCCCAAGAAGCAUGUUGUGGAGACAUUUUUUGGAUUUGACGAGGAGUCCGUGGACUCAGAAACGCUGUCCGAGACAUCCUACAACACUGACAGAACGGACCGAACCCCAGCCACGCCUGAGGAGGACUUAGAUGAGACCACAACCAGAGAAGAGGCUGACCUGAGGUUCUGCCAGCUGACCAGGGAGUACCAGGCCCUGCAGAGGGCUUACGCCCUGCUUCAGGAGCAAGUGGGGGGGACGCUGGAUGCUGAGAGGGAGGCCCGGACUCGGGAGCAGCUUCAGGCUGACCUGCUGAGGUGCCAAGCCAAAAUCGAGGACUUGGAGAAGCUGCUGGUUGAGAAGGGACAGGACUCUGCCUGGGUAGAGGAGAAGCAGGUACUCAUGAGGACAAACCAGGACCUGCUGGAGAAGAUUUACAGGCUGGAGAUGGAGGAGAACCAGCUAAAGAGUGAAAUACAAGACGCCAAGGACCAGAACGAGCUGUUAGAAUUCCGAGUGCUAGAGCUCGAAGAGAGAGAGCGGAGGUCGCCAGCCUUUAACCUCCAAAUCACCACCUUCCCCGAGAACAACAGCAGCGCACUCCAGCUGUUCUGUCACCAGGAAGGAGUAAAGGGUGUGAAUAUCUCUGAACUUAUGAAGAACUUAGAUAUCCUUGGCGAUAACGGGAAUUUGAGGAAUGAAGAGCAGGUUGCAGUAAUCCAAGCGGGAACUGUGCUUGCCCUGUGUGAAAAGUGGCUGAAGCAGAUAGAGGGAACAGAGGCAGCCCUCACCCAGAAGAUGAUGGACUUGGAGAAGGAGAAGGACUUGUUCAGCAGGCAGAAGGGCUACCUGGAGCAGGAGCUGGACUACAGGAAGGAAGCCCUCGACCAGGCCUACCUGGUAGGACCAGAAAAAAUCCAGGACCUGGAGGCCACCUUGUACAAUGCGCUGCAGCAGGAGCCCGGGAGAAGAGCCAGCGAGGCACUGAGUGCCAGCCAGCGCGAGGACCUGCAGGCAGCUGUAGAGAAGGUGCGCAGACAGCUCCUGCGUCAGAGCCGGGAGUUCGACAGCCAGAUCCUGCGGGAGCGAAUGGAGCUGCUCCAGCAGGCCCAGCAGAAAAUCCGGGAGAUGGAGGGCAAGUUGGAACUGCAGAGGCGCCAGCUGAAAGAGCUGGAGGAAAAGCAUUCAUUCUGUGGCCUUGAUGACUCCCAUGCGCCGAGAACUCGGGCUAGACAAAGAGCUUUCGGAAUCACCUGAGUCCCCGUGGUGCCCCAUCCUCACUCAGACCAAAAUCCAACAGUGCAACAAGUUAUUCGAAGUCAGGAGCCUGAACCCAGAACUUAAGCACAUUUGACAGUCACUUAAAGGGGAGGCCGGGGGACCUGGCCAACCUCUGCUGGAACUCUGUGGGACAAUGGGGAAGCCUCCCCAGUGUCUCCACUGUGGCAUCUUCGGGAGCCAAGGACAAAGGAUCUGGAUGGCAAGAAUCUAAGUGCAAUUAGCGGAAACCCAGGGCAUGAGAGCUGCUGCCUCAGGGGAUAGGUGCAGGCCUGUCCUCGUGCUGUGUGCCUCCCUGAAGGCGCUAUAUGUGCCUAGAUGGAUACAGACACCCCCUCUGCCCU
This is a messenger RNA of Microtus oregoni (creeping vole), 3441 nucleotides long. It is a transcript of the gene Jakmip1, whose product is annotated as janus kinase and microtubule interacting protein 1. Gene Ontology annotation, molecular function: microtubule binding; GABA receptor binding; kinase binding. Bases 545 to 3076 code for a protein of 843 amino acids. The transcript is spliced from 22 exons. Lineage: Eukaryota; Metazoa; Chordata; Mammalia; Rodentia; Cricetidae. The record is from RefSeq and is a predicted model, not a curated record.